This is a messenger RNA of Heterocephalus glaber (naked mole-rat), 2390 nucleotides long. The record is from RefSeq and is a predicted model, not a curated record. Lineage: Eukaryota; Metazoa; Chordata; Mammalia; Rodentia; Bathyergidae.
GAAGAGGCCUCGCGCCGAGGAGGGAGCAAUUGAAUUUCAAACACAAACAACUGCACGAGCGCGCACCGCUGCGCCGAGCGUCGUCGGACCCGCGCCCGCCCCGUCCGAGCGGCGCGCGGGUGGAGACCGUGGCCGCGCCAGAGCUCGGGCCGGGGGCAGCCAUCGAGGCGGGGGCCGCGCGCGGGCCGGAGCGGAGCGGCGCCGCCACCGCUACCGCCGCGCGCCCAAACUUGGGCUCACGCUUCCCGGCCCGGCGCGGAGCCCGGGGAGCCCGGAGCCUCGCCAUGUCGCGAUCCAACCGGCAGAAGGAGUACAAAUGUGGAGACCUGGUGUUCGCCAAGAUGAAGGGCUACCCGCACUGGCCGGCCCGGAUUGAUGAGAUGCCCGAGGCUACCAUGAAAUCCACAGCCAACAAGUACCAAGUCUUUUUCUUUGGGACCCACGAGACGGCAUUCCUGGGCCCCAAAGACCUCUUCCCUUACGAGGAGUCCAAGGAGAAGUUUGGCAAGCCUAACAAGCGGAAAGGGUUCAGCGAGGGGCUAUGGGAGAUCGAGAACAACCCCACUGUCAAGGCCUCUGGCUACCAGGUGAGCUGCCGUCUACCCCUGAGGCCCCUGGACAGCAGAUGUGGCCAUGGGCUCCGAGAGCCCGGCCCCAGCCCUCCCCCCUCCUGCACAGAGCCCUGCCUGCCCGGCCAGUGGGUUUCCCCGGGGGCUAAUCCGACAGAGCCCUCUCAGAAAAAGAGCUGCUUGCCAGAGCCAGAGCCAGAGCCUGAAGCGACAGAGGGAGACGGUGACAAGAAGGGGAAUGCGGAGGGUAGCAGCGAUGAGGAGGGGAAGCUGGUCAUCGAUGAGCCGGCCAAGGAGAAGAACGAGAAGGGGUCCCUGAAGAGGAGAGCAGGCGACCUGCUGGAGGACUCCCCUAAACGUCCCAAGGAGGCAGAAGACCCGGAAGGGGAGGAGAAGGAGGCAGCCACCCUGGAGGGUGAGAGGCCGGUCUCCACAGAGGGGGAGAAGAACAGCACCCCCUCGGAGCCCAUCUCUGGCCGAGGCCUUCCUCACAAGGAGGAGGAAGAAGAGGAGGAGGAGGAGGAGGAGGAAGAGGAGGAGGAGAAGGAGGAGAAGGCGGCGGCAGCCAAGGAGGAUGCUGAGGCCCGGGGCGUCCGAGAUCAUGAGAGCCUGUAGCCACCAGUGUUUCAAGAGGAGCCCUGCCCCGUUCCUGCUGCUGUCUGGGUGCUACUGGGGAAACUGGCCACGGCCUCAAACUGGGAACCCUCUCCCGUCCCACCCCACCCGCUCUCCCCCUCCACUUGUUCCCCACUAUGAGCCCGGCCCCUGGAGCUUGAUCUGGCCCUCACCUCCGGGUCCCCAGUCUGCUGUGUCUUCAGCUCCCUGGGGGACACGAGGCUGUUGUGCUCCAUGCUGCUUGAAGCUGUUUCCCAGGGCUCCUGUUCCGCCUGACCCCCUCCUCCUCUCCCAUAGACAUUCUGGUGGCUUUGGGUAGGCGUGGAAAGGGUGGAGCAUAAACAGCAGGGUGGGCUUCAGGCUGGGGGUGUUGGGGGCCAGAAGGCAGCGUCCUGGGCUUCUGUCCCCAGUCCCACACGUCUUUCCCAGCUGCCGAGAUUCAGGGAAAGUGGGACCGCCUGUGGGGGAGGGGCUCCAUCCCGUAAGUCCUCCGAGAUUGACCUCACCCAGUCUUCUGCUGAUGAUCCAAGGGUUCUGGGGGUUUGGUUAUCAUCAAAAGAUUUUGGGGCUUCCUGAGAUCUGAAGGGUCGGCUUCCCCCGUGUGGGUAGGAGUGUCGAGUGUCUGCCUCCUUUAUAGAGCUCUGGGGCCAGAGAUGGGGUGCCCUGGGGAAACUCCCAGCUGCCCUGUCCCCUUUCCCACAGUACUCAAGGCCAGCCUACAGUUACAUACACCACCCAGAUGUAAAGGAAGAGACAAAUUUUUUAGGAAAUGUUUUUAAUAAAAGAAAAUUACAAAAAAAAUUUGAAGGCCCCCUAACCCUUUGUGUGCUCCCUGUCCUGCUCCUUCCUUCCCCAUGCUGCCCCCAUUUCUGAGGUGCACUGGGAGGCUCCCCUUCUGUGUGGGGCUGGAUGACUCUUUGUAGCUGGGGCUUUGGUGUUUCUUCUGGUGUCAUUUCCUACCCACAUACCCUUACCUGGUCCGUUGGUAUUUUCACCAGAUCUGGUUUGUAAACUCACUGAGACAACAGAGUGAGUACCCGCUCCCAGCCUCUUCCUAGUGGUUUCCUGCCGCUCUGUCUUCUGUCUGUUAUCCCUGCCCCUCUCCCUUGGGCUCUGAUGAAAAAUUGCUGACUGUAGCUUUGGAACUUUAGCUCUGAGAACUAUAGAUAAAUUCAGUUCUAGGAAAAUAAAACCUGUUGAUUACUA